GCUGUCACAACCUCUAGCAGUGGCCGCAGCUGAAACUCUAACACCAGGUCCAAAGAGCUCACCACAAUGUCAGACGGGUACAUGUGGUUUGAAGGGAUACCUUUCCCUGUCGUGGGUUACACGCUGGAGCAUCUCAAAGCGAUGCGGGAGAAUUUUGUGUUUAAGGAUGAAGAUGUCUUAACAGUGUCUUUCCCCAAAUCAGGAACAAACUGGUUGAUUGAAAUUCUCUGCCUGAUCCACUCCAAGGGAGAUACCACGUGGAUCCAAUCAACGCCCAUUUGGGAACGCUCACCCUGGUUAGAGACCACGCACGGGUAUAAAGUCAUAACAGAUAAAGAAGGCCCACGCCUCAUCACCUCCCACGUCCCCAUCCAAUUCUCCCCCAAGUCUCUCUUCAAGUCCAAGACCAAGGUGAUUUAUCUCAUCAGAAAUCCCAGAGACGUUCUCGUGUCUGGUUAUUUUUUCUGGACUAUUUCCAAUCUUGUUAAGAAACCGGAGUCACUGAAGCAGUAUUUCGAAUGGUUCAUCCAAGGAAAUGUGGCAUUUGGAUCGUGGUUCGACCACGUUCGUGGCUGGAUGUCCAUGAAAGGGAAGGAGAACUUCUUGAUAGUGAGUUACGAAGAGCUAAAGCAGGACACAAGAAGCGCUCUACAGAAGAUCUGCCGCUUCCUGGGCAAGACGUUACAACCGGAGGAAAUGAACUCAGUCCUCCGGAACUCCUCCUUCCAAAUCAUGAAGGAAAACAAGAUGUCCAAUUACACUCUCCUGCCCAAGUGGCUUUUAGAAGGACCACUUAUGCGAAAAGGCAUUGCUGGGGACUGGAAAAAUCACUUCACGGUGACCCAAGCUGAAGUCUUUGAUAAAAUAUUCCAGGAGAAGAUGGCAGAUCUUCCUCGAGAGCUGUUCCCGUGGGAAUAAUGUUCAGAGACCUCUUGGUCUCGCAAAGAUGAAUAUUUGUUCUCCUGCGGUGAAUGACUGGCAGUAGUUGCAUAAAACCUCUUAUUUCACCCCGGAGCCUGACCUUUGACAACUUAAUAGUUAAAAAUUACCAGGGCACCUCUAGUUCACUGCAUGCCAUCCAAGCUUUGAAAAAUAUUCAAUACAUACAGAAUGAUACAAAAAUAACAUAAAUAUUACCAAAGCUAUGCCAAAAUUUUUAGAAAAAUGAGAAAUAAAAUUGCAGAAGCAGCUAAGGCUCCUUUUCUUUCCCUUGCCUGUAUCUUCCGAAUUUUUAUCACUAUGACCUUGCAGUAUAAAAUUCCCAUCCCCACAUUAUUCUCUGACUGUGUGGUAUU
Messenger RNA from Pteronotus mesoamericanus, 1295 nucleotides. RefSeq names its product sulfotransferase family 2A member 1 (gene SULT2A1). Gene Ontology annotation, biological process: sulfation. Bases 67 to 918 code for a protein of 283 amino acids. The record is from RefSeq and is a predicted model, not a curated record. The transcript has 6 exons. Gene Ontology annotation, cellular component: cytoplasm. Gene Ontology annotation, molecular function: sulfotransferase activity. NCBI's taxonomy places the organism in Eukaryota, Metazoa, Chordata, Mammalia, Chiroptera, Mormoopidae.